This is a messenger RNA of Aspergillus niger, 1716 nucleotides long. RefSeq lists its product as hypothetical. The transcript has 3 exons. The coding region runs from base 1 to 1716 and encodes 571 amino acids. The record is from RefSeq and is a predicted model, not a curated record. NCBI's taxonomy places the organism in Eukaryota, Fungi, Ascomycota, Eurotiomycetes, Eurotiales, Aspergillaceae.
AUGACCCCGAGCUUGGUCCUGGCUCUUGUUGCGUCAUUCUUCACUGUUCCUCUUGUCGCUCUCCACAGCCUCCUUGCCUGGCAAUACAACAAGGUUGUAGGGUUCGCGAGUCAGAAAGCUUUGCUGAAUGCCGCUUGUACCUACAUCCUCCGACUUACGAUACUCAUUUGGAUCGCUGCCAGUGCCGCAGGAUUGGUGUUGGUUUCGCAGCAGAUGUACUGCCUGGCUGAUGACGGUGGUGGUGACUUCUGGAAGAUCGGUAUUAGUUGCGCGCUUCAAAGGGCUUCUGUCAUUGUUUCGAUUAUAUCAUUCGUGACCGUGUGUCUUUUCUUCUGCUCAAGAGAACUUUGCGAGCGUCCGUACGACAUAUCUCUUCUCGGUGUAUACAAGCCACAAUUAUCGUCAUACGAUGACAAAAUGUCUGCCAGCUCAACUAUGGGAAGCCACGUCAGUCUGGAAAAUGACAUCUAUCACGUUUGCCGCCGGCCUGAUGUGACAUUUGGGCGCGACCUGUACCUGUCAUCAAGCAGCAACUCCAUAUGUAAAGCUGGUAGUAUUGAACACCCUGCAUCCGUAUAUGAGAAACCCCAGUUAAAGCUCGACACAAAAUGUGAAGCAGAGACCUCAGGGAUAUACUCUGGAACUACGCUCUCGGUUGAUGGCACGCCAUCCAAAAAUUCUUCCAGGGAUGGAACAAACUCCGAUGUCAGUUCGAAUGCCUCAACUACACCCCCCAAAGCCACGUUAAGGGCUCCUUUCGACUCUUAUCGCCCGGCUGUACUGGCAGAACUACCGGGAUCUCCGCAAAUCAAAAAUCAAAGGCACCAGGCCUCUGGAUCCCCGUUCUUCCGACUCCUUCCUACGGUUUUCGCAAGUCAGAUCUCGUUGUCAUCGGACCCUGACAUCCUUGCUCUCGCUGGUCCUGAUUCUGGUACGGAUGUUGAGCAACCAGCAGAGGAGAAGUCAACAGAGAUAAUCGAGCCACCGCCAACUCCCAAAAGGGAACAUGCCCCUGGACACCCGCUCGCAUCUUCCCCUGUGGAGCUUCCAUUCCCAACCUCUCCUCCAGUGGAGAGGUCUAUGUUUGCCAUGACGAACAGUAACCCUGAGCUUAAGUCGAGUCGGUCCGAAGGAAGCACGCUUCCACGAUCAAUAUCAAGCAGCUCCGCUGAUGCCCCCGAAGUUGUCGCGCCAGAGCCACUUAGAAUUCAGAGAUCCAACACUUCACACACAGCUCCAAUUACUAGCCAGUACAACUUCUCUCGGCCAAAACCUCCGGCUGUACCUCCGAUCCCGCCACGACAGCCAAAUCACAGCUACCAAGGCUCUCUAUUGCAGCACGGACGAUCCAGACGCCAAAACUCGAUUCGUUCGAGCGGACGACGAAGCCAAGUCUACCGUUUUGAAGCAUGCCAGAUACCGCGGCACACACAAAGCCAAUAUCAUCCCCAGCAAAGCCGCUACACUCGUCGAUCGUACUUUGAUACCCACCGUCGAAUGCCCUCACGGCGGCGUCGAAAUGACGUCGAAAUCGUGUACUCUAGCACCCGGCGCCCUCGCAGCAACACCUGUGGAGGAUUCGACACAACAUCCAGUCUAGACUGUAUCCGCGAGUCUGGGGCCUCCGUUGAUGAACCGGAAGAUAUUUUUGCGGAUGGAAACACGUAUAGAGGCACUACUCGAACUGCUAGUGCCCACGGCAUGUACGCAUUUUGA